Messenger RNA from Rotaria sp. Silwood1, 1293 nucleotides. NCBI's taxonomy places the organism in Eukaryota, Metazoa, Rotifera, Eurotatoria, Philodinida, Philodinidae. The record is from the annotation of a GenBank genome assembly.
AUGGCUACUAAUGUACUAUCGAUCGAUCAAUCCCGUGUGGUCUACAUUGAAAUCGGUGAGACUAAAAUAGGUCGUAUAUCAUUACCAUAUUCAACUACUGUUGCUGAACUUCGCAUACAACUUUCUGAACGUUACAGCAUAUCGUCUAGUACGCAUUUUGUUGAUUCUAAAGGCUAUCCUGUGUCUACUAUGGAUGAACAGACAAUCGAUAUCAGUCACUUGCUGUGUGAAAAUGAUGUGAUUAAAUUGAAAACUGAUGCAAAUAUUUCAAUUCCAGAAAAAAAGAAAUCAGAAGUAGCAUCAGGACGAUUUGAACUAAAUGUUGCAUCGUCAAAUAUCAAAGAAAUUUCAGCACCUUCAAAAGGACCAACUAUACCGGGUUCGAUGCCGGCUCAUUCGACGAACACAAUCGUUAUGGCUACUCAACUUGAUGACAAAAUGUGGAAAGACGUGUUUGAUACCUGUAGUCUACUUUGCGCCAUUCGAAUAGAUGGAAAGGAACCUAUUCGUGCUAUGCAUCCCGUAUUAGAGUUCAAAGAAUCUGAUAAAUACACACCAGUAUUUCAAGUCCGUGAUAAUUCUUAUAUUCGUGCACACAUGAGAAAUAGAAGAAUGGAAAGUUGUUUUGUUUCAAAUGAUUACUUCGAUGGUGGUAUUGACCUUUCUUGUCCUUGCAUAGGAAUUGGAAUAGAUUCGACAUAUAAACAGUUCAUAUCUAAGACAAACGAAAAAAGAACAAUGUACUCGACGUGUGUUUUUAAUCAUUCACGUGCGAUUGUAGAAUUAAAUUUGUCAUAUCUUGAACCAACACAAGAGUUCAUCGAUGCCAUCGAUAAUGUUCUACAACAAACACCGACAAAGGAUGAUUUAAAAAAUGUUUUUUUAUCUUACGGUCAUGUAUAUCCUCAACGUAUCACUCUUGGUGGUCAUUUGUUUUAUACCGAAGAACAUUGUGUCAAGGGAAAUGUUGACGAAGAAGAGAUCCGAAUAGCUGCCGAGGAUCGUUUUAAGACUGCUUACCUCACACAAACCGAACUUCGUCUUGGUUCUAGUUUUGGGAAUAAAUCAAAAAAAGAAUCAUCUAAACAAGACUCUUCUAUUAAGUUUGAAGCAGUCGGCGGCAACACAUUACUCGCUCGUAAUCCGACAGCAUGGGAAGAGACACUAAGUAAUCCAAUAUUUUGGCGUGUAAUUGAACAAAGUGAAUAUAAAUCAGUGAUUACUCUUCUUAGUAAACAACAACAAGAAGCAAUUUCUAUAUCAAAUGAGAACAUCUUUAUUAAUUCUCACUAA